This is a messenger RNA of Pediculus humanus corporis (human body louse), 588 nucleotides long. RefSeq lists its product as uncharacterized. Bases 1 to 588 code for a protein of 195 amino acids. The transcript is spliced from 4 exons. Lineage: Eukaryota; Metazoa; Arthropoda; Insecta; Psocodea; Pediculidae. The record is from RefSeq and is a predicted model, not a curated record.
AUGUUUACGAAAUUUACAAAUACCGGAGGUGGAGGAGGAAUAGGAGGAGGAGGAGGAGGAGUGGCAGAAGAAAACGACGAAGAAAAUGGUUAUAAUGCAAAACCGUAUCCAUCAUCGACGAGACUUUCAAAAGUUCGUAAUUGGAUGAAAGAUUUUAAACCCGUACCUGAAAAAAGAAGGAGCGUUAUAACGGUUAUUGGACAAACUCAGAGUAAACCUUACAGCAAAAUAUUAAACGAAAUACAUCAAAGGAGAAAAUUAGCAAAAGAAUUGGAUAAACACGCGCUUUGUAAAGCCAUCAUGGAUUCAUGUCCAAAUCCGGAAACGAAUUUCGAAUCGAAAAAUUUAUCUGGAAAAUUAAACGAUUUCAAUUUAUUACACGAUGAUAAUAUUUAUUCGAUCGAAAGAAAAAAAAAAAUUUAUCAUCAUCAAUUAAAUCAUCUCAAAAAAAGAACGGAAAUGAUACCGGAAAGAGAUUCAUCGAGUUGUCAAUUGGUUAAACAACGUAAUAACAGAUUAAAACGUACAAAUAAAAAAUUAGGAGUCGAUUUAAAAGAAAAUAUUGUUAUUAAUAAUAAAGGUAAAUAA